GGCGCGCGGCGCGCCGAGCCCGCAGGCCGCUCCCGCGUCUGGCUCGUCCCCCGGAGCCCCGCUCUCGGUCCCAAGAUGACGGCGAGCAAGCGGGUGGCGAAGGAGCUGGAAGACUUGCAGAAGGAGCUUCCCAAGUACCUGCGGCACCUGUGCAGCGAGGAGGACAACGUGCUGGUGUGGCACGCGCUGCUGCUGCCUGAGAGGCCACCCUACAACCUCAAGGCCUUCAGGCUGUGCAUCAGCUUCCCGAGGGAGUACCCGUUCCAGCCCCCCACGGUGAAAUUCACCACCAGGAUCUACCACCCCAACGUGGACAGGGACGGGAGGGUGUGCCUGCCCCUCAUCAACAAGAAGAACUGGAAAGCCAGCACUAAGACCUGCCAAGUCCUGGAGGCCCUCAACGUGCUGGUGAAUCAGCCGGAGCCGGGAGAGCCCGUUCGGCUAGAGCUCGCGGAGCAGCUGACGCAGGACCCAGAGCUGUUUGACCGGACGGCCCAAGAGUUCACCCUCCAGUUUGGAGUGGACCGGCCCUCCUAACCCGGCUUCUGACCCGCCUGCUUUCUGUGUGAUGGAUGGACGCCCCUCAUGGGCGGGGGGCCAGAGCCUCUUUGCGAUUUUGCACUUGCUCGUGCCUUCCAAGAUUUCCUUCUUAGGCUGUGUGUGUGUGUAUGGGUGUGGGUGUGUGUGGGUGUGGGGGUGUGUGUGUGUGUGUGUGUGUGUGUUUACAGGGAGGGGACUGCCGUUACGAGUGUGGACCCACUGGCCACAGAUGUGCUUUCCCCAGCCUGCCCCAGAGCCAGAGGCAUUUAGGUUUGCAGACUCAAAAUCCAGCUCUCCAGUGCUCCGUGAUGGGGUUCCUGGUCCCACCGGUUGGUCCAUCUUAGAGACUCAGGCCACCUUCCCAGCCAGAUAAGCAGCCAACCCGAAUGCCCGCCCCCCACAGAGCCCUGCUUGGGGGCAGCAGGUCAGGUGGGAUGCAUACCAGGAGGGGGCCAGGGGGAGGAGGGACUCUUAAAACCAAGUGCUCUGGGGAUGGAGCGGUUGCAUCGUAGACCUGUAUGGAUUUAGGUGCAAAACCUUUCUGUUUCCACUGAUGAAUCAUAAAGUGAAGAAUCUCCUCUCCACCCCAGAA
Molecule: messenger RNA, 1132 nt
Organism: Budorcas taxicolor (takin)
Lineage: Eukaryota; Metazoa; Chordata; Mammalia; Artiodactyla; Bovidae
Gene: UBE2L6
Product: ubiquitin conjugating enzyme E2 L6
Exons: 4
Coding region: 76-537 (153 amino acids)
Source: RefSeq, a predicted model, not a curated record